AGGCCUACGGGUCGUGCUGUGUUUUUGUGUAGCAGACUAUCUAGCGGUGCAGUCAGUGACAGUUUAACUAAGGUCGAAGUGAACGCAAGAUGCAUGACUGCGGGGGCCAAAGUUGACACAUAUCGGAUUUCCUCAACAGAAGUCGGAUCGCUCCCGUGUGUUUAUUUCAGUGAAGUCUAGUCCUAGUCCUUUGAUCUAGAUCAGUGUGUGUGUUGUAGUGUUGCUGUUUGUUAUUAUUUUGCGAGUUCUUAAUUCUUUGAAAUCAUGCUAAAAAGAAUGCUUGGAAAUGACUUGAAGCCCGGAUUUUAUCACACAGAAUUAGUGUCCACUUCUUGGGAUGUACCUACUCGUUACAAACGACUUGUACCUAUUGGAAGCGGAGCUUAUGGUCAAGUUUGUGCUGCUGAUGAUGAAGUCAUUAAGAAAAGGGUGGCUGUGAAAAAACUGGCUAGGCCAUUCCAGUCUGAGAUCUUUGCCAAGAGAGCUUAUAGAGAAAUUCGGAUGCUCCGACAUUUUGACCAUGAGAAUCUCAUCAAUUUGCUGGAUAUAUUUACACCCAACAGAAACAUUUCAGACUUCAACGAUGUAUACCUAGUGACUCCUUUAAUGGACACUGACUUAAAUGAUAUUUUAAAAUGUCAAGCUUUACAAGAUGACCAUAUCAAGUUUCUUCUGUACCAGGUCCUUCGGGGGUUAAAGUAUAUUCAUUCAGCAGGCAUCAUACAUAGGGAUCUGAAGCCCAAUAACAUUGGUGUGAAUCAGAAUGUUGAAUUAAAAAUUUUAGACUUUGGGUUGGCCAGAUCCAGUGCUGAAGAGAUGACAGGUUAUGUUGUGUGCAGGUGGUACAGAGCCCCAGAGAUAAUACUGAACUGGAUGCACUACAAUGAAAAAGUUGAUAUGUGGUCAGUGGGAUGUAUCUUGGGAGAAAUGAUUACAAGGAAACCUUUAUUUAAAGGGGUUGAUCAUAUUGAUCAGUUGAAUAAGAUUUUGAGUCUGGUUGGGAAGCCAUCAGAUGAUUUCAUCCUUAAGAUAGCCAGCAGAGAUGCCCAGAGCUAUAUCAAAUCACUACCAAGGACAAAAAAGAAAGAUUACCAUCAGUAUUUUGCUGGAGCUAACCCACAGGCCAUAGAUCUUUUGGAAAAGAUGCUUGACCUUGACCCUGACACCAGGAUCUCUGUAGAUGAUGCCCUGAAACACCAAUAUGUCAGACAGUAUCAUGACCCUGAUGAUGAGCCAGUGGCAGAACGCUUUGAUAAUUCCUUUGAAAAUAGAGACCUUAAAACUGAAGGCUGGAGGCAACUAGUAUAUCAAGAGCUUCAGUCCUUUGUCCCUGGCCAUCCAGUCCAUGAAUAGACCACAAAAGAAGAUAUUUACCGAUUCACAUUUCAUCUUUAGCUGCAAUAGACAAAUGAUUGUCAUUUCUGAAGGAAAGAUAGAAUGAUCUGCUGCAUAACUGAAGACUUGUGGCAGAACAUGUUUUGCUUUAUAAUUAGCAUGAGUGGAUUGGAUUUGGAUUUUAUGACACAUCUGCACAAUUUAGGCCAUGUCGUGCCGUAUUAGUGUGAGUGUAGGUUUUCAGCUUUAAAAACAAUUGAUUUGUUUUAAGACUAAAUGGUCACACACAUUGAGAACAAGUAUAUAUAUAUAAAUAUAUAUAUAUAUUGUAUUGUAUACUUUGUAAAUAUGGACUUUAUUUUAUAUAUAUAGUGCAAGAUGAUAAUGUUCUUCUUUAACACCUAUUGUGUUAUAUGAUUUUAUCUUGAUGUUAUUAUAGCAAUGUUUUGUAAGUACAUUAUUAAUUAUAUAUAUAUAUAUCUGCUGUUGCUGAUGUUAGUGUGAUUAAUAAGUGGAAUCAAAUCUAUACAUGUUGUCUUACAGUUGAUUGUUGUUGCUGACUUGAUCACACCAUUCAUUGGUCGCAUGUAUGUUGUGGGUGAUACUAAAAAAUGUCUACUUUGAAAGUAUUUUGGUUUACUCAGUUGGUUUUUUUUUUUUACUUGUUCAAUGAUACAUUGCCAUUAUACAAAGACUUAUUUUAACCUUUUUUUUUUAAUUUGUAAAGUUGGUGGGACAGUCCUUUGCUCAGUAGACCUACUAAUUGCCAUACGAUUUUAUUUCAACAAGUAUUUUCUUUUAAUUUUUUUUUUUUUUUUUUUUUGAAAAUGAUGUAAAUAUAUCUACAGGUAAAUAUUUUUGCAUUGAUCAAAGGUUUUACUGAUUGACACCUGAUGAUACAGUUGCUAAGACUUGAACAUUGUUUUUGCUAAUCUGUGCUAGAAAUAGCAUCUUUCAGCCCAUUUGUCCUUACAAGGGGAAUUCUAGUAUUGGCAUGAACAUUUGGUAACUGCAAAGAACAAGAAAUCAGAACCUACUAAAUGAGAAGAACAAAAUCAUUUCACUCUAUGAACUUUGAAGAUAUUAUAAUGUGUGUGUGUGUGUGUGCUACACAUACCACCUUGUAGGUUUACUUUAUUUUGGUAUUCUUGAUUAACAAGUUCAGUAAUUAAGAAAUUAGCUUCUGUUGUCUCUAAAUUAAUGUUGUUAUUUUUCCCUUUCUAAACCCUGGCAAGAAAGUUUGUGUUGAUGCAGAAAGAUUGUUGGAAUACAUCAAUCCUGCCAGUGAUGGCUUUAAACUUUCUUUCUGAAACCAUUGUGUUCUAAAGUGAAUUCUUGGGCUGCAGAAUAGAAAUACUUUAUAGGGUAUGAUUCAAGUACUCAUGCUCUAUACAUAUGAUUACCAUUAUAUUGUUUCUUGAACUGCAGUGUUUAAAAAACAACAACUAGUCUUUAAAUUCAAUAAUAUAACUUUGUUAUGCACUAAACAAUGUUGUGGGCAGCAUUUUUCAGAAUUUUCUUGUUUGAUACAGCCCUCAGCAUCACUCCAGUCAACAUCAUUUGUAUGUUUUUACUACACAUUGAUCAUGGUUAGCUCCCGCCUUUUUGUGCUGUCUUUGGGUUUGAGAACAGUCCAAGGAUGUCUGUCUGUAAGCAUUUGGGAACACAGCAUGUCCACUUAAACAUUUGUUUUUAACUGGUUAGUCAAUGUGACAUCCUUACAGUAUGAAUGUUAAGUGAAGAUAAAAAAAAUUACACAAUUCAUCUCUCAUUUCGAUGGAACACAUAUAAUCUCUGAUCUCUCAUUUUGAUGGAACACAUAUAAUCUCUGAUCUCUCAUUUCCUAUGUUUCAUUGGCAUACUAGGUGGUCAGAAGUAUAAUGCUUUGUGCAGUUUUGUUUAAUCAACCUCACAUUAACUGUUUCAUGAAGAUGCAUCGGUGUGGCACCCCAAUCUAUACAUAACCUUAGCUUGUUGGUCAUGUACUGUAUGCAUACAUAAAUAAAAUUUUUCUCUUGAUUUCUAGGUCAGCAUUUUUUUCAUUGUGAUGCAAUAGCUGCAUUCUAAAGAAUAGGCGCAGCCAUCUAAAAUGCUGUAGAUACUUGGUUAAUUUCUUGAAGGCCAAUGUAGAAAGCUAACUGUACUCUCAUUUGAUAUUGUUUUCAUUGUUUUCAUGUAACAUUCAAGUACCAGUGCUGAUGGUUCUAGUCCUGACUCUAUGAUCCUUUAUAGAGUAAGAAUUCUAGAUUGUAGUUAGGUAAAUAUCAAAGAUUCAAAUCUUACAUAAAAAUUAAGCUCUUUUUUUUUUUAAUUUACCAAUGCAACAUGUUUAAAUUAUUUUUUCAGUUUUGGGCAUUUGUGUAUGUAUCAGUUUUGAAUAGCAUUAAGAGUUUUUGUGUCUUAAGUUGAUGUGUGCUCUAAAUAAUAGUUGUUGAAAAUAUUGAGAAGUACAAAUAUUUAAAAACAUAUUUUGUUAUUUCAACAACUGAUCUCUAAAGAUUUGAAAAAUAAACUAUUCUUGUAAUAUAUAUGA
Messenger RNA from Biomphalaria glabrata, 3868 nucleotides. RefSeq names its product mitogen-activated protein kinase 14-like. Bases 265 to 1353 code for a protein of 362 amino acids. The record is from RefSeq and is a predicted model, not a curated record. Gene Ontology annotation, biological process: intracellular signal transduction; protein phosphorylation. Gene Ontology annotation, cellular component: nucleus; cytoplasm. Lineage: Eukaryota; Metazoa; Mollusca; Gastropoda; Planorbidae. Gene Ontology annotation, molecular function: ATP binding; MAP kinase activity. The transcript is spliced from 12 exons.